Marmota flaviventris (yellow-bellied marmot) is the source of this 3859-nucleotide messenger RNA. RefSeq names its product sorting nexin 8 (gene Snx8). Gene Ontology annotation, molecular function: phosphatidylinositol binding. Gene Ontology annotation, biological process: intracellular protein transport; early endosome to Golgi transport. Gene Ontology annotation, cellular component: early endosome membrane. The record is from RefSeq and is a predicted model, not a curated record. NCBI's taxonomy places the organism in Eukaryota, Metazoa, Chordata, Mammalia, Rodentia, Sciuridae.
AGUAUUAUUUUCUUUCCUGAGAAAAAUGAAGUACAAAAAGAGAUGUUUGCCAUCCUGUGUGCCUGGGUGGCAGGGAGACUGCAGGGGUGGUGGGCAGGUGCUGGAUGCAGCCUCCCAGGACCAGCUGUGCUGUCAGGAGCCCAAGGUGUGGACCCCACACAGCCUGGGAGACCACAGGCUCACCAGUACAGGUCACUGAUCGAAGGGACCCAGACCCCAGUCGAAUGCAGAUGCCGCAGGGGAACCCGCUGCUGCUGUCCUAUACCCUGCAGGAGUUGCUGGCCAGGGACACUGUGCAGGUGGAACUCAUCCCGGAGAAGAAGGGCCUCUUCCUGAAGCAUGUGGAGUAUGAGGUUUCCAGCCAGCGCUUCAAGUCCUCUGUGUACAGACGGUACAAUGACUUUGUGGUCUUCCACGAAAUGUUGCUGCACAAGUUCCCGUACCGCAUGGUGCCUGCCCUCCCACCCAAGAGAGUGCUGGGAGCGGACAGGGAAUUCAUCGAGGGACGAAGGAGGGCCCUGAAGCGCUUCAUUAACUUGGUGGCUCGUCACCCCCCCUUCUCUGAGGACACCAUCCUAAAGCUCUUCCUUUCGUUUAGUGGCUCAGAUGUGCAGAACAAGCUGAAGGAAGCGGCCCAGUGUGUUGGAGAUGAAUUUAUGAACUGUAAGCUGGCUACUAGGGCCAAGGACUUCCUUCCCUCUGACAUCCAGACUCAAUUUGCUGUGAGCAGGGAGCUGAUUCGGAACAUCUACAAUAGCUUCUACAAGCUGCGAGACAGGGCGGAGAGGAUUGCUUCGAGGGCCAUCGACAAUGCUGCUGAUCUUCUCAUAUUUGGGAAGGAAUUGAGUGCUUUAGGGUCUGACACGACCCCCCUGCCCUCCUGGGCUGCUCUUCACCUCAGCACCUGGGGCUCCCUGAAGCAGGCCCUGAAGGGCCUCUCUGUGGAGUUCGCCCUGCUUGCAGACAAAGCUGCGCAGCAGGGCAAACAGGAAGAGAAUGAUGUGGUGGAGAAGUUGAACCUUUUCCUGGAUUUGCUCCAGUCCUAUAAAGAUCUGUGCGAGCGGCACGAGAAGGGCGUGUUGCACAAGCACCAGCGGGCGCUGCACAAGGACGGCCUGAUGAAAAGGCAGGCGGUGAGCAACCGCGAGCCCGAGUCAGUGGAGCAGCUGGAGUCCCGCAUCCUGGAGCAAGAGAACAUGAUUCAGACCAUGGAGCUUCGGAACUACUUCUCCCUGUACUGCCUGCACCAGGAGACGCAGCUCAUCCACGCCUACCUGCCCCUCACCUCCCACAUCCUCGGGGCCUUCGUUAACUCUCAGAUCCAAGGGCACAAGGAGAUGGGCAAGGUGUGGGAUGACCUGAAGCCGAAGCUCAGUUGCCUCUUCGCUGGACCACACAAUGCGCUGACGCCACCACGGUCCCCGCAGGAUGGCGUAUGUCCUCACUAGUGCCUGAGGCUGCGGCACAGUUCCCUGCGGCCUCACUAAAGCGUCUUUCCAAAUGGUGUGUCCCUGCCAAUUCCCUUCAGGUGGCCACUCCCGCCCGUGGUGCCCUGGUGGGUGAAAGGGAACAUCCAUCUGAGCCCAUGGGUGGGGCUGGUGGUUUUUCUCUUCCCUGGGUGGGAGGUCUAUGGCCCCCUGACCCCUGCCCAUCCUGCCCUGUGGCUGCUAGCCCGGUGCUGAGAAUUCGGGUUCCUCACGACACCCAGGGCCAGGGUUGCUGAGGCUCAUAAUUCCUGGAGGAGUGUGGAGGAGGCUCUAGGUGCUAAAACAGUCCAGAGGGCUGGCCUGGGGCAGGGGUCAGCUGAGCAGGGCAGAAGGGAGGACAGGACUGCCCCAUGACCUUUGGGUGACCAAAUGGCCAGUCUGUCAGAGGUCAGAACGUUGACCAGGGUCUGCAGACAUUCCAGCCUGGAUGCCUGCUGGUGUAGGUUGCUGGACGUAGUGUUUGAUGUUCUAGGGGACAGCUGAGGCCUGGUCUGGGGUCAGGUGUCCCUAAGCUGCCCCCUCCACAUGGGUACACUGUGAUCCUGAGUAUAAGACAAAGGCACAUUGAGAUCUUGGGAGAUGAAUGUGGAGGUUUCUGUCUGAGGGCUAGAAAUUGGUCUGUCCUUUUCCUUGUUUGGGGGCAGCCAGUGUUGGACUCCAUGUUGUGGGGCUCUGAGGCUUUAGGGGUGGGCAGGGACAGGUGUAGGGGUAUGUGUUGCCUUCAGCUGGGGUGUUGGGUGGAGCAUCCAUGUGAGUGCGCUUAAUUCCUUUUAAAACCAUUUCCUUCUUUUGGGCAACUGCAACCCCUCCAGCCCUGCUAUUCCAGGAGACUGGCCGGCUGAGGCCACUUCUCUCUUCAGGCUGAAGAAAGCCACUCUCAGAGCUCUGGGGUCAGACCUGGAUUGCUGCUGCUCACACCCCUUCUGUGGUGAACACGGAGCCACCUUUGAGCUCCCUGUCUUAGUAACCCAGGGAGAGAUGCGGAAGAGGGUCUGGUGGUCUAUAGUUCCUUCCAGGGAUGCCUCUUAGAUACUGAGGGGCAGGACUUGACCUCCUUGGACAUCCAUGCAGCUUGCAGGCCUGGAACACGGAGCCCCAGCACACUGCAUACCCUGAGGGUGGGAAGUUAUUCUACCUGCGCCAGAGGAUAUAGUGCUGUGAUUGGUGGCAGUGGGGAUUUGACUCUGUCCCUGCCGUGUAGUCUGUCCCUGCUUCCCUGUAACCUCCCUCUAUGGAAACAAGUCUUGGUUGCUGUGUGGACCUGUGUCACUUGCAGGACUUAUUCCCUGGCACCAAGACACUUGAGCUGUAACACCUGGCCCUGUUUGUGCUGAGCAGGCCACAAGGCCUCUUCUGUUCUGCCCCAAUUUGGGAGCCUGGCCUCUCGUUGUGGGACCAAAGUCUAUGGGGAAUUGUGGGCAUGGGGCUGGGGGCCCGAGUCUCUAGACUGGGCAAGACUGCACUCCUCAAGUAGCCAUUGGGACUUCUGGCCCCAAGCCUUCAGGAUGGACUGUUCUGAAAAGAGCUUCACUGCCAGGGACCCUGGGAUGAGUGAGUCCUGGUCACAUUCCUGGUGCCUCCUGCUAUGGAAGGAGGUCUCAGGGUCCUUAUAUUGUGUUAUGGAAAUGUGGGCCUAGGGGAGGACAGCCUGUCUGCUCUGCUUCGGUGCCUGUGGCUCAGGAGCCAGGGUGUGGGGCUCUUUCUGCAUGGCUGACAGUUCAGUUUGGAUGGAGUUCCCUUCCUUCACCUCUCCCACCCAAGGGGAAGAUCAGUGGGGUGGGGGGUACUUGCUAGACAGCAGAGGCCACUGUUUCUCACACUGGCACUUCCUGGUCCUGGGCAGAAGUGCUCCCACCUGGGGCAGGAUUGGCUACUCCCAGCUCUGGGGUGGAGUCCCUGUGGUGGCAAAGGGACCAAGGGUCCCUGCACCCUUCCCUAACUGUCCUGCUGCCUCAACCUGCGUGCCACGCCGUGGCCAUGCCUGGUCUGGUGGAAGGAUGGCUGGGUGUAAUCCUGGGCAAGGGAGGCUGAGUGGGAUCUUGCCUGCCACCUUCAGUUUGGACAGCCUGCGUGGCCAGCGGGAAGGCGACUGUAGAGCAGGAGCAAGUAGAACGUUCUGUCAGGUCUACCGUGCUCCAUCCAGGGCACUCAGUGACAAGGGGCUAGGCUGCCCAGGCCAUGCAGGAAGGGAAGACGGGCUGUAGGUCGCAAUGUGGACACCUGGGACUCUGAGCCCAUGAAUUCAGGAUUGUUCUUAGUGUCCAGGUCUUUUUCUUGUGCUUUGCGUGAGCCGGUCCUAUGUAUGAAGCACUUUACUAGCUGCAGGAAUCAGUUACUACUACACCCAAUAAACUGGAACUGUUUAUAGGUGA